GGUAAACAUUUUAAUCAACGAUAUCCCUUACGAAUGCAUAUGAGAAUACACAUUGAUGAUAAACCUUUUAAUUGUGACGUUUGUGGGAAAGCGUUUAAACGAUCUAGUCAACUAAAGUCACACAUGCGUAUACACAAUUAUGAUAAAAUUUUUACCUGUGGUGUUUGUGGUAAAGGGUUUAUACGAUCCAGUCAAUUACAGACACACAUGAUUAAUCACACUGAUAAUAAUCCUUAUGAUUGCGGGGUAUGUGGUAAACCUUUUAAUCAACGACAGGACUGACGGAGACAUAUGAGAAUACACACUGGUGAUCAACCUUUUAACUGUGAUGUAUGUGGUAAAGAUUUUAAUCAACGACAGAACUUACAGAGACAUAUAAGAAUACACACUGGUGAUAAACCUUUUAACUGUGAUGUAUGCGGUAAAGGUUUUAGUCUUAAACAGCUCUUAAAGUCACACAUGCGUAUACACAAUGAUGAUAAACCUUUUAACUGUGACGUUUGUGGAAAAGAUUUUAGACGACCUAGUCAAUUACAGACACACAUGAUAAAUCACACUGGUAAUAAACCUUAUACGUGUGAUGUAUGUAGUAAAGGUUUUAUUUCUAAGCAGCACUUAAAUUCACACAUGCGUAUACACACUGGAGAUAAACCUUUUAAAUGUGACGUAUGUGAUAAAAGUUUUUGUCAAAAUAUUGUCUUACAGAAACACAUUAGAACUCAUUCUGGUGUCAAACCAUAUAUAUGUGAUGUAUGUAGUAAAGGAUUUAGUCGACGUGAUGCCUUAAAGAGACAUAUGUACAACAAAAAAGCGGACAAGAAGGGCAAAACCAGGAAAAUGACUGACAACAAAAAUACAGCGGGUUCAAUGAAUGUGUCCCUUGGUCAUAAUCCAGAUCAUUUGUUAAAGGGAAACAUGAGAUGCAAUAAUGGGGGUAACAAUUGCACUUGUCAGCUGUGUGGUAAAAGAUUGGAAAGGGAGGAAAAGACAGAGAAUAGGUGUCAAUUGUGUGAUAAAGAAUGGAAAAGACAUGACGAGUCCGAGAAAAGUUGUCAAGUGUGUGGUAAAGGAUGGAAAAGGGAAGAAAAGUCCGAAGAUCAACCUAGUGAAUUACAAGCACAUAUAAUUCGGCAUACUGCUAAUAAACCUUAUAAAUGUGAGGUAUGUGGUAAAGAUUUUAAUCAACGAUAUCACUUACGGAUGCAUAUGAGAAUACACACUGGUGAUGAACCUUUUAACUGUGAUGUAUGUGGUAAAGGUUUUAGUCUUAAACAACACUUAAAGUCACACAUGCGUAUACACAAUGAUGAUAAACCUUUUAAUUGUGACGUUUGUGGGAAAGCGUUCAAACGAUCUUGUCAAUUAAAGUCACACAUGCGUAUACACAAUGAUGAGAAACAUUUUACCUGUGGUGUUUGUAGUAAAGCUUUUAAACGAUUUAGUGAAUUACAUACACAUGUGAUAAUGCAUACUGAUAAUAAACCUUUUAACUGUGACGUGUGUGGUAAAGGUUUUGGUUAUCACCAUCACUUACAGUCACACAUGCGUAUACACACUGGAGACAAACCUUUUAAAUGUGACGUAUGUAGUAAAGGAUUUAGUCGAAGUGAUACCUUAAAGAGACAUAUGAAAACACAUACGUUUGAAAAACAUUAAUAAAUGUAUGUGGUGAAGUAUUUUGCCAACGACAAGAUUUACUAACACACUUGGAAUGCAUACUGGCGAAAAACCCUAUACAUGUAAACUAUGUAGUAAAUCUUUAAGUCAAAAUUUCAUUCAAAGGUACACACGAUAAUACACAUGGGCGAUAAACCUUUUAACUUGAUGUAUGCAGUAAACGGUUUAGUCAAAUUGAUACCUUACAGGGACAUACGAGAACACAUACAGAUUAACAACCUUAUAGAUGUGAUGUAUGUUAAAAAGCCUUAUGGAUGCAUAUGAGACCGAACUGAAAUAUCCUAAACAUGCGUUUUGGGACAUGAUGGUGUUUAGUGUUCAGUUACUGAUCUAAGUUUCUGAUUCUUAUAUACAAAUUAAUAAACGUCUGACUUUUCGAAUGUGAAACGUUCAAUUGGGAACCUAAAAUAGAUAAAUGAAAUCCUUAUUUAAGCCAUGAAAAACAAGAAAGCUAACUUUAAUUGGAAAUAUAGUGAAUUUUUUAAUGUUUGAUAAAAACAAAAUGUACAUGUUUGGUUUCUUCGUGUGUAUUGUUCCAGACAAAUUCAUUAAGGAGAUUGGAAGCUGUUGUUUUAAAUAUAUUUGCGAAAGUAAAAUUGACAAAGUAAGAAAACAAAACUCUUAUCGGCAAAUAUCAAAAAGGGGAGUUAUAAAUAAUUGAUUUUGAUAGCAAUUUUACAGCACUAAAAGCCUCAUGGGUUUCCAAAUUAAAUUCAAUCUCUCUGUCGAACUGAAAGAUUAUUCCUUCCAAAGAUUUAAAAAAUCUGGGAAAAAAUUAUCUUGUCUUUAACAUGAAUUUAGAUAAUGUUAAAUCACUAACAAAAUUGAAAAAAUAAAAGACUUUUAUUUGCAAGUAAUUUCUAGUUGGGUAAAACAGGGGGAUUUUAACAAAAUUUAAAGAUCAUUUUUUCAAUUAUCAGAAAACAGGGGAAUAGAUACAUUUUAAAAAAACAUUGCAUCAAAAGUUUGUUCUUUCAAAACUGGGAAGCUAGUGGAUUGUUAUAUAUUAACGACAUAUUGGAUCGUGAGGGAAAGUUAUCAGAGGUUUUUAUUUUAGAAAUAUUAAGCAAUAAGUAAAAUUUGAUUACUGAGUUUGAAAAAAUUAAAAUUCUCCAUCCCGAAGGAAUGGCAAUAAUUUCUGAUUAAAGAAAACUCUAUAAAAGAGUACAAUAAAUAUAAGAAAGGAUAAAAUGAGAUGGGGAAAUAAACAAAUACAAACAAAAGAUAUCUACAACUAUUUUUGACAGUUUAAGUUUUUGAAUUUUCAAGUCAUAUUAUGUUUCAGAGCAGUAAUUAAACUGCUUACAUGUAUAUGCAUUGUUUAUAAAGGAAUUAAGAAGGGUUAGGAAUGAAAGCAAAAUGAUUUCUUAAAAUGUAUGUUUCAUAAAUUAGAAGAAAUUGAUUUAACAGAAUAAUAAAUAUAUUUUUGUCAUAGUUUA
Mytilus californianus (California mussel) is the source of this 3116-nucleotide messenger RNA. RefSeq names its product zinc finger protein 234-like. Gene Ontology annotation, molecular function: RNA polymerase II transcription regulatory region sequence-specific DNA binding; DNA-binding transcription factor activity, RNA polymerase II-specific. Lineage: Eukaryota; Metazoa; Mollusca; Bivalvia; Mytilida; Mytilidae. Gene Ontology annotation, biological process: regulation of transcription by RNA polymerase II. The transcript has 2 exons. Bases 292 to 1656 code for a protein of 454 amino acids. The record is from RefSeq and is a predicted model, not a curated record. Gene Ontology annotation, cellular component: nucleus.